GGAGUGAAUUGUGAUAGGACUCACUCCACAAAACUGCCAAAGCUCCAAACUUUAACACCUGAAAAGCUCACAUCUAACACCACUCAUCACCUCCGCCGCGUUCUCCACCCUCUAUUUCCUCUCCUCCUCUCCAAUGGCGCGCGCCAUGGCACGCGCCAUUCCUUUCUCCAUGAAACCCACCUUCUCAAAACCCCGUUUCCUCUCCUUUUCACAAACCCAUUUCAGAGCUAAUCCUUAUCUUAAAUCUUCAUCCAUUUCUGGGUUAUUAUGGGCAGGGAAUGAUCUUAGCAAUGCAGGAGGAUGGAGGGUUUUCAGGGCACCUGGGAUGAGUGUUUCCUGCGACGGAGGCGGUGGUUUUGGGGGCGGAGAAAGAGGGUAUAAGAGGACUAGGAGGUUUGAGACGAGUAAGAAGAAUUUGAAGCUUGAUGUUAAGAUUCUUAUUGAGGAGGGUUUACCUAAUGACCCUGAAGUUUUGAGCAUUGCUGAAAUGCUCCGACUAAAUGCUCCAAUGGCAAUGAAGUUGGCGUUUGAUGGAUUGAAGACUUCAGAUUAUAAAACAAGAGAUACAACAAUACAUGAUGUUGCUAAGUUUAAAACCAUUGAGUUGUCAUUACUUCUAUGCAAUGAUGAGUUUAUUCGAAAACUAAAUAAAGACUGGAGGGAUGAGGACCAUGCAACUGAUGUCCUCUCGAUGUCUCAACAUAUCCCUGGACUUAAGUUACCAAUUCUUAUGUUAGGUGAUAUUGUGAUUUCUGUCGAGACGGCCGCUAGACAAGCUGAAGAACGUGGCCAUAUAUUACUUGAUGAGAUACGCAUUCUUUUGGUUCAUGGCCUAUUGCAUCUUUUGGGUUUUGAUCAUGAGCUAAGUGAAGAAGCAGAGGCAGAAAUGGAGCUGGAGGAAGAGCUACUUUUGAAAAAUCUUGGUUGGGAAGGAAAAGGGUUAAUAAAGAGUGCAUGCGAUGCAGCAAAUGACGGGAGUCUUCAUGUUCAUGAUACUGAUGACAGGAAGAAAGAAGGCAGUCUUCGAUUCUAUAGACCGAAGUUCAAAUAUAUCUUCUGUGAUAUGGAUGGUACUUUGCUCAAUAGCAAGAGUCAAAUUUCUUCUGCAAAUGUAAAUGCUCUAAGAGAGGCAUCAUCAAGGGGUGUUCAAGUGGUCAUUGCCACAGGAAAAGCUCGUUCUGGUGCCAUGGACAUAUUGAAGACUGUUGAUUUGGUUGGAAGAUAUGGUAUUGUUUCCGAAUCAUCGCCAGGUGUUUUCUUACAGGGAUUGCUUGUUUAUGGAAUACAAGGCCGUGAAAUUUUUAGAAGGAAUUUGGACCCAAACUUUUGCAGGGAGGUCUUCUCCUACUCCUUGGAGCACCAAAUCGCACUUGUUGCAUUCUGUGGUGAUCGUUGCUUAACAUUGUUUGAUCACCCGCUUGUAGACUCACUUCAUAGUGUAUACCAUGAACCAAAGGCAGAAGUUAUGCCUUCAGCUGAUCAACUAUUGGCUGCUGCCGAAGUACAGAAACUGGUGUUCUUAGACACCACUGAGAGAGUGGAGACUACAAUAAGGCCAUAUUGGUCAGAAGCAGCUGGAAAUCAUGCUAGUGUUGUUCAAGCUAUUCCAUACAUGCUUGAAAUUGUUCCCCAUGGGACAUCCAAAGGAAAUGGUGUAGAAUUACUCCUUGGCCAUUUGGGAGUUUCUGCAGAUGAGAUUAUGGCAAUUGGUGACGGGGAAAAUGACAUCGAAAUGCUCAAGUUGGCUAAUCUUGGUGUUGCUCUUAGUAAUGGUUCAGAGAAGACAAAAGCCGUUGCUGAUGUGAUCGGUCUUAGCAAUGAUGAACAUGGGGUUGCUGAUGCCAUCUAUCGAUAUGCAUUCUGAGCUUCUUGAUGAAGAACAUGAAUGGUGCAGCCAUUUGGGUGCCAUGAUGUAGCCCAUAACUUUCACCCUCUUCACAAUCUUAUUCUUCAUUUUCCCUUCUCUGUAUUAAUAUUGGUUGUAUUUGUUUCUGAUUCCUACAAAAAAUAGUCCAAAAUACCCCCAACCUAGGUUAGCAGCAUUAUAUUUUUUCACAGAAAGUUGCAAUUUUUUGUAAUGCCUCACUUGAUGUUUUUGCCAACUUCAUGUAUUGAGAUAAUAAAGACCUUAUGAUGAAUAUUUUUUUCCCAA
Messenger RNA from Spinacia oleracea (spinach), 2152 nucleotides. Its product is annotated as endoribonuclease YBEY, chloroplastic. The coding region runs from base 134 to 1864 and encodes 576 amino acids. Gene Ontology annotation, biological process: rRNA processing. The transcript is spliced from 12 exons. Gene Ontology annotation, molecular function: metalloendopeptidase activity. The record is from RefSeq and is a predicted model, not a curated record. Lineage: Eukaryota; Viridiplantae; Streptophyta; Magnoliopsida; Caryophyllales; Amaranthaceae.